Molecule: messenger RNA, 2821 nt
Organism: Mytilus californianus (California mussel)
Lineage: Eukaryota; Metazoa; Mollusca; Bivalvia; Mytilida; Mytilidae
Exons: 6
Coding region: 39-977 (312 amino acids)
Source: RefSeq, a predicted model, not a curated record
UCUAAUUAUUUUUUUGUAAACAAGGCUGAAAUGUGACAAUGAAUUUGUCUCUGAACUUAUGUACUGCAUUGUGCAAAUGGUUUUUAUUAUGGAUAUUUCUACAAAAGUCAUCAUCAGUUGCAGGUGAAAGAGUUUGGAUGGAUGAUGAAACCAUGUGUAAGAAGAAAACUGCCAUAUUUGUAUAUGACGGAAAUCCUUUCUUCAUUCAGGCAAAAGAAGGAAAUAAAGACAAUCCACCGAAGAUUUAUGAUUGUGAAUUAAUUGUUGGUCCAUUUGAUGAAAACAGAUCGUUAAUUGUUACAUUUAUUUCAUUUUAUAUCAAGACAUGUGCUGUUACAGUCACCAUUUCGGAAGGGAUAUCAUCAACAAUGAUGCAAGAAAAAUCUUUAAAAACACUUGAUUGUAAUACUAAAGGCAAAGCAAAGGACCAAUCUUUUAGGCUUUCCAAAGAGAAUACCUAUUUGAGAUUUUAUUUAAAGACUGAUAAUCCAGCUGAUCUCAAUUAUAAUUUCAUAUUAAAUAUAACUUCAGUGCCGGUGAAACCAGAAGAUGGCAGUCAAUUAUCAGUAGGUGUAAAGAUUGGCAUAGCUAUAAUAAGUGUAGUAGCUUUUAUACUUAUUGUGUACUUUGUAUUCAAAAUUGUAAAACUGAGAAUGUCAAUAAAGGAGGAUUUAGAUGUCUCACCAUCUGCCACAAAUCUGUAUAACCUACCUGGAAGUAACGCAUCUAAUGUUAAUUCUUACGUACCUGUUCCAGCGAAAGAACCAGCUGCAAGACAAAUAAGGCAACCAGAUCCAGAGAUCUAUUAUGAAUUCAGUCCAUCACAGACUCAGGUGACAGAGAAUGGAUCAACAGACCCAAAGACUCCAGAGAUCUCACCACCAUCUUACGAGGAAGCAUUAGAAAACUCUGUGCCACUUACUGAAACAGAUCGUCUUAAUGCAGAAUAUGUAAAUUAUAGUACAGAAAACUCAUAAUGUAUACAUGUGUAAUUAUCAUGAUUUUUAAUGAUGAUCCAUAUUAGAACAAAUACUGUUAAAAAAAAUAGCUAUAAGUAGAUCUUGCCACAAUUCAUUGUUAAUAAUUAGUAUAAUAAGAAUUUUAAUGUUGGGUCCGCUUUGAGUUGGCAUAAUAUUUAAUGGAAUUAAAGAUAUAUAUUUAUAUUGAUAAAACCAAUGAUGAAUAGAGUUGUUUGAAAAAAAGACAAGUUGAUUUCUAUUUCAAAAUAUUGGUGUAUGUUUGAAAUACUGACCAUCUAAGAAAGAGGGAAAUUAUUGGUAUAACUUUAGGAGGGCAGACUGCCUUCUUAAGGAAUUCAUGGAGAAUAUCCCAAUGUGUGGUGCUGACCUGACACUUGAAAUCCUCAAUUAUGUGAAGGACAAAAUACAUUGCUAUUCAUAUACAUGUAAUAUCAUUCAAAAUUAUAAAGAAUAUGAUUAAAAACAUGUACGACUUGUAUAAAAGAUGCAUUAGGUCCUCUUGUACAUAAAAUCUCCCAUACAGAUUUUAAUAAGUUAGCAAGUAUCUUAAUGAAUUGAUUGAUUUUUGUUUGCUUUAUGCCAUAUUAAGCCCAAGUAUGAUAAUGGAUUAUAAUAUUCAUGUAUAGGAUGGAAGUUAUAAUAAAUAGGCUCUGCUUUAUAUGGCCUUAUGUAAAUGCAGUUAGUGUGACCAUACUAAAGAUGAAAAUUAAAAGACAGUUAUUAAGACACAUUAUGCAUUUUAAAGGCUCUGAAAGACAAGUACAUUUGUAUAUUAAACAGUCAUAACUAAGCAAGCUACAAUCAUACGCUACGAAUAUCUUUAAAAGAAAAUAGUGCAAAAUGUAUCAAAUUAUACUGGUUUUGCUUUUUUUGUGUUGUCUGUAAGCUGUAUUUGAAAUGUUGUACAUAGCUAAAACAAAAAUAAAAACCAAUUCUCUCUGGAGGUUUAUCUCAGGUCUUAAUUUUGUUUACCAUAGUCAUGUGUAAAUCAGUAAUUCUUUAACCAAUACAUUAUUAGCCUGUGGUGCUUAACUGUCAUUAGUUAUUACAAAACAUUAAUCGUAUGUCUUUAUAUAACUUUUCAUACAUUAAAUAUUAAUUCAAACAAUAAAAACAUGCAGAAAAAAAUAGAAUAUUGUACAUUACUUUAUUUGUUGUCAACAUAAUUAAAAAAUAAGAAUUCAAAUUUCAAUAUUCCGUUUUUUAUUUCCAUCUCUAGGCCCAAAGGACUGAGCUCAGUUACUUCCACCACUUGAAAUCAAAUAUCUGCAAAUUUAAAAUUAAAAUAUAAUGGUGUAAUGGUCAUUUUGAUUUUUCUUAAGCUUCUUAACCCUAGCUUGAUUAGAUAAACAAAUAUUUGUGGUUGACAAUUUCUAUACAGUAUCAAAGUCUGGAUACUAAAAUGCAUAUAAAUAAGUCAUAUGUUAGUUAACUUACUGAAUUGUCUCUAAUGAUCCCACUUACCAUUAUUAGAAAAAGACUUAGUCAAUGGAUUUAACCCUUUUCUGCAUAUACAUUUAAUAUUCAUACAUUUCAUCAUGAAUCUAUAUGGCUGGAUGGAGCUGUACCAUACAAAUAAUUGUGCACUGCAUGUUGAAUAUAUACGCUUGCACAUAAAUCAUAUAUUCAUUCCAUCCAUUAGUUAUUGAUUUGACAGCAUAUUAUGUUGUAACCAUUACUUAUGUAAUACUUUGUUGAACAGAUAUGAAUGAGUAAUCUGUAAUCAGUGAGAUAUAAAAAAAAUAUGCAGACCUAUAGUGUCAAUUUCAUUAUCUGUUGAAAAUAAUUUAGAGAGUGUUUUUGUUACAAUUAACAAAAUUAAUAUGAGGUUGUAUUUUCUU